GUGAAAUCGGCGAAAGAUUACUUGACGCAGAAGCCAAGACGAUGGACUUCGGAAGCGCCCGACGUGGCGGCCGCGACGCGCUCCCCGAGGACUUUGUGCGCAAGCCAUGGCAGUCCUUCUCGACCAUGAAGCGCUUCCUCAGCGAGGCCGUCCGCCUCGAGAAUGCGAGCUGGCGCAUCUGGUUCAUGCAGCAGCGGGCCAAGCAGGCUAUGGUCGUCACGAAGAAGAAGGGCCGGCUCUCGAUCGAGGCGCAUGGCGACGAGAUCGAGGCCGAUGCACACGACCGAACGUGCGUCUACUGCGAGCUCGCGCCUGCUAGCCUGACGUGCAACGGCUGCUGCCAUGACCCGUACUGCGUGAGUUGUUUCAAGCUCAUUCAUAUGCGCGGUCAUCUCGCUUCGCAUACGGCCGUGUCGCUCCAAAAGCUCGAUGCCAAGGUACCGACGCCUGUGGUCACGCCAACGACGCACCGCGCGCCGGCGCAAGCGAGCCCGCCCAAGGUUACCGUCGCCGCCAAGCCCAUCAAGUCGUGGGAAGAGAAGAUGGACGUGCUCUUCCAGAAGCUCAUGGUCACGAGCAUGCACCACGACGGCGACAUUAGUGUUCACAACAUUGACAACAGUCCGCUCAACCCGACGUGGAGCCCAGAGAAGGCCAAGACCUGCGGCGGCUGCCAGGGCCCGCACAUGACGGUUGCAUGUCCGUCGCUGGCCCCGCCCAUUGUCGAGAGCAUCGCGCCGACAACGUCCAAGAAGCCAAUCGUAUGUGGCAACUGCCGCGGCGACCACAAGACGCUCGACUGUCACAGCUUGGCACCGCCAACGCCGCCCAAAGGCGGGGCUAUCUGCGGCAACUGCCGCGGCGACCACCUCUCGAUGGCAUGUCCUCUGCUUGCUGUUGGCGCGCCGCCUGCGAAACCAAUAGUGUGUGGCAACUGCCGCGGCGACCACAAGACAAUCGACUGCCAUGGCUUGGCACCAACGCCGCUUAAAGCUGUUGUUUGUGGCAACUGCCGCGGCGACCACAUCUCGAUCGCGUGUCCGCUGCUGGCACCGCCGCCCAAGAAGGCGCUUGUGUGUGGCGGCUGCGGCGGGGAGCACAUGACGAUGCUCUGCCCGAAGCUAGCGUCUUCAAGUGACGCGCCGCUCUUCCGGCGCAAAUCGAGCAAAAGUAUUGUCUGCGGCAACUGCCGUGGCGACCACAUGACCAUUACGUGUCCGCAGCUGCAAGAGGAGUCGCCCAAGCACGUCGUCGACUCGAUCGUGCGCAAGUGCUUCACGUCGUACCACAACGCCAACACGAGCAACAGCACGCACGCGUACUUGGGCGACGAAGUGAGCGUCCACGGGGCGUUUGUGCUGCGCCCGCCACCGGCGACCCGGUCCAACUCGGCGACCUUUGCACCGAUUCACGAAAUCCCCGUCGAAGUCGAGACGUCGCCCGUGCUGCCGGCGCUGUCGCCGCUGCGGCGGUUGCGGACACCGGACGUGUGGAUCCUCUCGAGUCUCUGGAACGACAUGUCGGCGUCGUUUCUGCAAGCGCGGGGCCAUAUGGGCGCUGGCUGCGACGUCAACUGCCUCGAUGAACGCCGUGGCUGGGUCUAUCUCAAGCCCCCGCACUGCACCAAGUGGCGUCGGCGCUUUGUGGUGCUCUUCCGCAACCAGCUGACGGAAUUCCUGGAUGAGCGCGAUGUGCAGCCGGUGGGCUUUACCAAUUUGCACGAAGCGUCGAUCGUCGACACGUCGGUGCAUGACGAGCACCAACUGACGGUCUCGGUCGCGUCAUCGGCUCUGCGUGACGACGGCGUCACGACGCUUCAGUGGUGCUUUGACACGCUGUUGGCGUUCAACGAGUGGAAAGCAGCGCUUGUGCGCGCCAGUCGGCUCGAGAUCCGGGACCUCUUUGGUGACGACGACAUGGAGCUCGGCAAAGGGCGGUUUGCGAUGGUCAAGCGCGCCGAGCGCAAACACCUUGCGCGCUGCAGCCACGAAUGUGCGAUCAAGGUCAUCGACAAGGCUGCGUUUUGGGACCUCGUGCAGGAAGGUGUCGAGCGCAACGACACGCUGUUUCGUGAAGUGCUCACGCAGAGUGUGCUCACGCUGCGGGGCCAUGGCGUGCCGCACCACGGCUACGUCGUGCGGCUCCUCUCGCUCUUUGAGACGCACGACCAUUUGGUGAUGGAGAUGGAGCUCAUGGCCGGCGGGGACAUAUAUGACCACAUUGUGACCCACGGACCGCUGUCAGAACCCCAGGCCGCGCUCGUCAUGACGCACCUCGUCCAGAGCAUUCAAUUUUGCCUGGAAAAUGGCAUUGCCCAUCGUGACGUCAAGAUCUCCAACUUGGCACUCGAUGUGCAGACGACCAUAGGGUCCACCGACCGACCGUGUGUGCUCAAGCUGGCCGACUUUGGCAUGGGUGCGUUCCUCGAGUCCAACGGCAUGCUUCUUGGACGGUACGUCAUCGAUUGUAUGGACAUAUUGUCUCUAUAGGUUUGUUAUACAUGGUACUAGGUGUGGCACGCCGGGCUAUGUAGCCCCCGAGAUCCUCACAGCCGGCGUCCAAGAGCCGUACCCGCCCCACGUCGAUAUGUUUUCGGCGGGCGUCGUGCUGUACACGCUCCUUUGUGGCUACGAGCCGUUCUAUGCGAUCAACGACAAGGAGCUCAUUUUACUCAACAAGGCGGUCACGUACUUCUUUCAUCCGGAGGAGUGGUCGCACAUAUCCGACGACGCCAAGGACCUCAUUGCUCGCAUGCUGGCCAAGAACCCGGCCGAGAGAAUACGCCCGCACGAAGCCCUCGCGCACCCGUUCCUGCGACACGUGGCGUGUGUGCCCGAGCACCCCCGCACCUCGACCUGUGCCAAGCUCUUCUAAGACCCUUUGACAUCAAUGUCUCUAUUGGUGUUGUUACUGUG
Saprolegnia diclina VS20 is the source of this 2915-nucleotide messenger RNA. Its product is annotated as serine/threonine protein kinase, variant 1. The record is from RefSeq and is a predicted model, not a curated record. Gene Ontology annotation, molecular function: protein serine/threonine kinase activity; ATP binding. Bases 42 to 2489 code for a protein of 815 amino acids. Gene Ontology annotation, biological process: intracellular signal transduction; negative regulation of glycogen biosynthetic process; protein phosphorylation. Lineage: Eukaryota; Oomycota; Saprolegniomycetes; Saprolegniales; Saprolegniaceae. Gene Ontology annotation, cellular component: cytosol; cytoplasm; nucleus. The transcript is spliced from 10 exons.